AUGGCACCAAUCGCCUCUAGUGACCUUGUCUCUGUGCCUGAGAGCAAGUAUGGGACAACUCACAAAACUCCCAACGUUGGAGACUCAAAGGAACCACAGAAAAAGAAACAGAAGAAGACACCUCUCGAAGCGCUCUCACACGGCCCAGUCACCCUUGCCGGAGUCCCUCUCUUCCCAACCUUUGCGUCUCAACGAAAAUGGCAACUCGAGCAUAUGGCCGCGGCAUUCAGACACUGGGCACGAUCAGGCUACAUCGAAGGCAUGAGCGGACACAUAUCCAUACGUGAUCCGGAAUUCCACGAUGCGUUCUGGACGAACCCGCUCGGCGUACACUUUGGAGUCCUCAAUGCCAGCGACAUGAUCCUGGUUAAUUUCCAGGGCGAUAUCAUUAGCGGCAACCCUCUCAAGCCGCCCAAUGCAGCCGGCGUUUUGAUCCACGGAGCAAUUCACAAGGCUCGCCAGGACGUGCACGCGGUAUGCCACUGCCACAGCGUGCAUGGGAAGGCGUGGUCGGUGUUCGGCAAGCGGUUGGAAAUGCUCACGCAAGACGCGUGCAAGUUCUUCGGCGACGCUCAGGCUGUGUACGACAACCACGGCGGCGUCGUGUUGGCGGAGGUAGAAGGUGAGAGGAUCGCAGCGGCACUCGGGGCCAAGGCAAAAGGAUGUAUCUUGCGCAAUCAUGGUAUCCUGACCGUGGGCGCGACUGUGGAUGAGGCUGCGUGGCUGUUCACUAGCAUGGAGAAUAGUUGUAGGAUUCAACUUCUGGCUGAGGCUGCGGCGGCUAACAACAUAGCGAAAGUCGUCAUCCCGGACGAAGAAGCACGGUUCAACUUUGACGCAGAGAGCGAUGCGGAUGUGUGCUAUUGCGAGUUCCAGGUCUACUACGACUACGAGGAACGUGAUUGUCGGGGUGAAUUCAAGGAUUUUUGUGAGUGA
This is a messenger RNA of Cladophialophora psammophila CBS 110553, 936 nucleotides long. Its product is annotated as L-fuculose-phosphate aldolase. Bases 1 to 936 code for a protein of 311 amino acids. Gene Ontology annotation, molecular function: actin filament binding. The record is from RefSeq and is a predicted model, not a curated record. The transcript has a single exon. Lineage: Eukaryota; Fungi; Ascomycota; Eurotiomycetes; Chaetothyriales; Herpotrichiellaceae. Gene Ontology annotation, cellular component: cytoskeleton.